UCUUAAAUAGUUAAAGUCAUUACUAUAAUCUUAUAUUUUUGUUCGUACGAUAAAAUAGUGUUAUCUUUUAUUACUUAACAAUGCAUAAAACAGGUGCAACUCGCCACAAAAAGUUUUUAAAGGCAGAAAAGUCAAAAACAAAAUUGAAAGGCAAGAAAGACAAAGAAUUGCCCAAAGGAACAAAUGUUACUAAAACCAAUUUUAAAGUUAAAAAGAUAGUAAUCAAAGAGCAAUUGAAAAAACAUGCUCAAACGGAGGCUCUGUCUACUAGAAAACUAAACGUGAAAGAACUAUUAUCCAGACUCAAUCAUUUCAAUGCACAGUCGCGUACUGAUGCACUUGAUGGCCUGAAGGAGAUCAUAAGUUCAAACACAGAGAUUCUUGAGCAAAGUCUUGGCCCUGUUAUUCAAGGUGUGAGCGCUCUGAUAUUAAAUGUGGAAAAAAAUGUACGGCAAGCUGCAUUAAAAGUUCUUCAUUUAGUAUUAUCAAAUAUACAAACUGAAAAGAUUGAACCAUUUUUUGAUAUCAUGUCAACAUAUUUGAGAAGUGCCAUGACUCAUAUUGACAACAGAAUUCAAGAGGACUCACUUUUAUUCUUAGAUAUACUGUUAGCAUGUGCUCCAGAAAAAGCAGCAGAAGAUUUUCACAAAAUAAUACCAAAUUUUUUGGACAUGAUUUCAAAACUACGUACAGAUGCCAAACCAGGAAGAACAUUAACUGUAAAUCUCAACUGUCAAAUAACCAGUGUCAAAUGGAGGGUUAAAGUUCUAGACAGAUUAAAGGGCUUUUUACACAAAUUUGCAGAUUACAACAAAGUUUCACUUACAGAAAAGUCAGAUGACACAAAGACAAAAAGUUUUAACAUGGAUGGCCCUAAUCACUAUCCUUUAUUCAAUCCAGUUUAUACAUCAAUUUGUCAUGUAUCUUGUUUCUCUACAAAGAAUUCAGAAAUGCUGCAAAUAGAUGAAAUCGAUAAAUUCAGAGAGUACAUUGAGACAUUGAUGCCUUUACUGUUUGAAACAUGGUUAGAAGCAAGUCCAAAUGCACAAUCUGGGAGCCGUAUGGAGACUGUUGUGACUGAGGAUGCUGCUUUAUUACUGCGACAUAUACUAGACGUGAUAUCCACUAUAUGGGACCUUGUCAAGUUCUAUCACCAAAGAACACCCAGCUCCAAUAUAGAACAACUGUUUUGCCAGAAGUAUAAAUCACUUUUUACUCAAAAUAUAUGCAGUUCAUUUCCAUAUGUGACAAAUGUUCGAACAAGGCAGGCAAAAAGCAGUGAAAAUAGUAUGGAAGAUGUAAUAUCUGAUCCCAAGUUAACUAUAGAAAACCUACAAAUCUGUUACUUGUAUAUCAUGUUGAAUCCACGCAUACAUGUUGCACAAGAUAGCAAACUUAUAAAUACAGUUGUUGGCUACAUAGAAAGGGUGCUUGAUUACAAGUCAAAUCAAAAUGUACAUAAGAUUGUUUUCAAAAUCUUGCAAUCAAUGUUUUCAAAAGAAAUAACCGGUUGGACUAGAACAACUGUAGUUAUGGAUUCACUGUUUAAAAAAAUCAUUGAAGUAUAUUUUAAUAAAACAGAAAGUGAUGAUAUCCACCAACAAAUAUUCACUUUGCUGUGUAAAAUAGCUAUGAAUGAUAAACUAGGGCAUUUCCACUCCAAUCCUUUAUUUGAGAAAUGGUUGAAAAACUUGCCCAAUAUUCUCCUUGGAGAAUCUCUUACAUUACAAACUGUGGACAUAAUACACAAAUUUGCAGUUAGCAAAAAUGCACUUUUUAAUUCAGUUUUGAAGCCAAAGCUUCUGAACAUCAUUACAAACUUACCAAAAAUAAUGAUAAGUGAUUGUGUAAAUAAUCAUGAUUAUCAUAAGUUAUUAUCUCUAUUUUACUGGAUAAAAUCUUGGGAUACAGAUUCAUUAAAUUUAUUAGAGAAUCAACUACUCAAUCAUGAAUAUAGAAGUGAUCAUGGCAAAUUUAUAUUUGAUACUUUGAGAUUGAAAAGUGGGGGUAUUUUAUAAUGUUCUAUAUUAUAAAUAAAACUAUUAUACAUA
Messenger RNA from Colias croceus (clouded yellow), 2051 nucleotides. RefSeq names its product testis-expressed protein 10. The coding region runs from base 81 to 2018 and encodes 645 amino acids. Lineage: Eukaryota; Metazoa; Arthropoda; Insecta; Lepidoptera; Pieridae. Gene Ontology annotation, cellular component: MLL1 complex; nucleus. The record is from RefSeq and is a predicted model, not a curated record. The transcript has 2 exons.